Seriola dumerili (greater amberjack) is the source of this 1825-nucleotide messenger RNA. RefSeq names its product kallikrein-5-like. The transcript has 12 exons. NCBI's taxonomy places the organism in Eukaryota, Metazoa, Chordata, Actinopteri, Carangiformes, Carangidae. Gene Ontology annotation, biological process: proteolysis. Gene Ontology annotation, molecular function: serine-type endopeptidase activity. The record is from RefSeq and is a predicted model, not a curated record. The coding region runs from base 48 to 1613 and encodes 521 amino acids.
CCAGGGCUCCAGGUGAAGUCUCUCAUCGACAGGAUCACACAGUAACCAUGAGGUCUCUGGUCUUCGUUCUGCUCAUCGGAGCUGCUUUUGCCACGGAGGACGACAAGAUCGUCGGAGGGUAUGAAUGCACACCCUACUCCCAGCCCCAUCAGGUGUCUCUGAACUCUGGCUACCACUUCUGUGGAGGCUCCCUGGUCAACGAGAACUGGGUUGUGUCUGCUGCUCACUGCUACAAGUCCCGUGUGGAGGUGCGUAUGGGCGAGCACAACAUCAAGGUCAAUGAGGGAACCGAGCAGUUCAUCAGCUCCUCCCGUGUCAUCCGCCACCCCAACUACAGCUCCUACAACAUCAACAAUGACAUCAUGCUGAUCAAACUGAGCAAGCCCGCCACCCUCAACCAGUAUGUGCAGCCUGUGGCUCUGCCCACCAGCUGUGCCCCCGCUGGCACCAUGUGCACAGUCUCUGGCUGGGGCAACACCAUGAGCUCCUCUGCUGACAGGAACAAGCUGCAGUGCCUGGACCUCCCCAUCCUGUCCGAGAAGGACUGCAAGAACUCAUACCCUGGCAUGAUCACCCAGGCCAUGUUCUGCGCUGGAUACCUGGAGGGCGGCAAGGACUCUUGCCAGGGUGACUCUGGUGGCCCCGUCGUGUGCAACGGUGAGCUGCAGGGUGUUGUGUCCUGGGGCUACGGAUGUGCUGAGAAGAACCACCCUGGUGUUUACGCCAAGGUCUGCAUCUUCAACGAAUGGCUGGAGAACACCAUGAUGGGGUCAGCAGGUGGCAGGUUGAGUGCAUUGGGGCUGGUGGGGUAUAAAUAUGAGCUGGGUUGUGUCCAGGUGUCUUCUGAUCAUUCACCAGACACAAUGAGACUGCUGGCUCUGCUGCUGAUGGUUGGAGCUGCUGUGGCAGUUCCCCGUGAGGAUGGACGGAUCAUUGGCGGGCGGGACUGUGAGCCUCACUCUCGUCCAUACAUGGCCUCCCUCAACUAUGGCUACCACUUCUGUGGUGGGGUGCUCAUCAACAGGCAGUGGGUGCUCUCUGUUGCCCACUGUUGGUACAAUCCCUAUGCUAUGCAGAUCAUGCUGGGAGAACACGAUGUGCGAGUGUUUGAGGGUACUGAGCAGCUCAUGAAGACCGACACCAUCAUCUGGCACCCUAGUUAUGACUACCAGACUCUGGAUUAUGACAUCAUGCUGAUCAAGCUCUACCACCCUGUGGAGGUGACUGAGGCGGUCGCACCCGUCCAAUUGCCCACAGUGUGCCCAGUUGCGGGGCUCCCCUGUUCUGUGUCUGGCUGGGGAAACACUGCCAUGGGUGAUGAAGUGUUCUUGCCCUACCGCCUGCAGUGUUUGGACGUGCCCAUAGUUGACGAACAGGCCUGUGCGAAUGCCUAUCCUGGCAUGAUCUCACCCAGGAUGAUGUGUGCUGGAUACAUGGAUGGAGGCAGAGAUGCGUGCAAUGGCGACUCUGGCAGCCCUCUGGUGUGUCAUGGAGAAGUCCAUGGCCUGGUGUCAUGGGGUAUGGGAUGUGCCCAGCCUAACUACCCUGGCGUCUACGUCAAAGUGUGUGAGUUCCUCUACUGGAUUCAACACGUCAUGGCAGCCAACCCCUGAAGACAUCACUGGUUUUCCCUCCUCACUUCUUUUAUUUGCUUUCCUCUUUUCCCUGCCCUGUAUGUUACCAUUCAUCCCUAUUUUCUGCCCCAACUUUUAUUUUUCUGUCUUUCUCUGGUGCCUUGUCUCCUUUGAAGUUCUCUCCUUCACACACCCAGACUCAACAAAUAUGUCCAGAACAUAGAAAACACAAUAAAGCCAUUUGGUAUGUA